Messenger RNA from Entamoeba histolytica HM-1:IMSS, 447 nucleotides. RefSeq lists its product as uncharacterized. The transcript is spliced from 2 exons. Gene Ontology annotation, cellular component: COPII-coated ER to Golgi transport vesicle; endoplasmic reticulum membrane. NCBI's taxonomy places the organism in Eukaryota, Evosea, Mastigamoebida, Endamoebidae. Gene Ontology annotation, biological process: endoplasmic reticulum to Golgi vesicle-mediated transport. Bases 1 to 447 code for a protein of 148 amino acids. The record is from RefSeq and is a predicted model, not a curated record.
AUGUCAAAUUUUACAUUAAUUACUACUUGGUUAAGUGGUAUUGUUCUUUGUGGAAUUAAUUUAGUUAAUGUACUAUUUCAUGCGUUAUGUAUUGUUGAUCUUGAAUCAGAUGAAUUAUCACCAAUUGAUUUUUGUCGACGAGUUAAUCGAUUAUUAUUUCCAGAAUUUAUUAUUCAUUCAAUAUUAACUUUAUUAUUUAUUCCUCAUUUAAAUUGGUUAGAAUUAUUAUUAACAUUACCAGUAUUACUUUUUGAUAUUAUUCAAUUGUUUAAAAAGGAUUUUCAAUAUAAUCCAACUUCUGUAUUUUAUCAAAUAAAAAAUAGAGAAAAAUUAAGUUAUACAAAAUUAGCUUAUUAUUUAGCUCUUAUUUUUAUUUUAUUAGCAAGACUUUUAUACUUCGUAAUUAUGAAUUACAGUCUUUCUAAAGGAAAGAAUUUAAAAGUGUAG